Messenger RNA from Metarhizium brunneum ARSEF 3297, 3252 nucleotides. RefSeq names its product Protein stu-1 (gene stu-1). The record is from RefSeq and is a predicted model, not a curated record. Gene Ontology annotation, biological process: astral microtubule depolymerization; mitotic spindle assembly. Gene Ontology annotation, cellular component: mitotic spindle midzone; mitotic spindle; spindle microtubule. Gene Ontology annotation, molecular function: microtubule binding. Lineage: Eukaryota; Fungi; Ascomycota; Sordariomycetes; Hypocreales; Clavicipitaceae.
AUGGCCGACAAGCUCACGGAUGCGCAAGUCGCAGACCUGCUGACCAUCCUGCGAAGCGACUCAUCCCUCGACGCCAAGGUCCAGUUCGUCACGGUCAUAAAAUCCGCCAUCAAGCAGCAUAACGUGCCUGAGAGCUGUAUUGCCCAGCUCUUUGACGGUCUGCGCACCGCGUCGUCUGCCCAGCAUGCCGCCCUCGUCAACGCCGGCUUCACCGCUCUCAACCACCUCUUGACCCGGUUGUCGCGUCAGGACCCUAAGCUGCUCGCUCGCGAGGCGGCUCGCACACUGCCGCUGGUAAUCGAGAAGCUGGGCGAUCAGAAGGACAAGUACCGGAGUCUGGCCGCACAGGCUCUCAACACCCUCUACGUCGCAUCACCUGCUGAUGCCGAGCGCUUCGUGCGCAGCUCGGCCCUGGCCGGCAAGAACCCACGGGCCAAGGAGGGCGGCAUGCACUGGCUUUUGCAGACUCAUCAGGAACAUGGUCUGCCUUUUCGAGGCUACGUUCCCAUACUCAUGGAACUUCUCGAAGAUGCCGACGGCAUGGUUCGAGACACUGCCAAGGCCACCGUGAUUGAACUCUUCAGAACGGCCCCAAACACCGCCAAGUCAGACCUCAAGCGACAACUAAAGAACUUCAAGGUUCGUCCUGCUAUUGAGCAAGCCAUUGUCAAGGCCCUCGCGCCCGCAGGUGGUCGCCCGGAAACGCCAGCCGAUUCCCUUCCGUCACAACUGUCGCAAACCAGCCGAUCGACCCUUGUGGCCAGUGUUUCGUCUCUGGGAAGCGAACGACCCAUCACUCCAAUGCCCGACGCCGCCGACGCAGUCGACCCGCAGUACGUUAAUACCAACCGCGAGCUGGACGACAUCUUCAAGGACAUGGCCUGGUUCUUCGAGGGCAAGGAGACGGAACAGAACUGGCUGAAGCGUGAACAAUCCAUCAACACUUUGCGGCGCCUCAACGCUGGUAAUGCAGCCACCGAUUUCCAGGACGUCUUUGUGAGUGGCCUCCGUGCCAUGCUGGAUGGUAUAAUCAAGACCAUCAACUCACUGCGAACGAGCUUGUCCAAGGAAGGAUGCGGUCUCAUCCAGGAGAUUGCCAUCUCGCUCGGUCCGGCUAUGGAUCCCAUGGUAGAGUUGUUGAUGCAGGCUCUGGUCAAACUAUCUGCGGGGACAAAGAAGAUUAGCUCGCAGAUGGCCAACGUGACGGUUGAUACCAUUAUCAGCCGCGUCACCUACAAUCAGCGGUUAAUGCAGCACAUCUGGGGUGCCAGUCAAGACAAGAACAUUCAACCCAGGACCUAUGCAACAGGCUGGCUAAAGACUGUACUGAAAAAAGAGGCUGGUCAUAAGAGUCAUAUGGAGCACACCGGGGGUGUAGACUUGAUGGAAAAGUGUAUCCGCAAAGGCUUGGGAGAUGCCAACCCUGGAGUGCGAGAAAAGACGAGAUCUGCAUUCUGGGCGUUUUGGGGUGUUUUCCCUGCACGUGCCGAUGCCAUCAUGGCGGACCUCGACUCCACGGCUCAGAAGCUAUUGAACAAGGACCCAAACAACCCGAACUCUCCUAAGAAGACGGACGCACCGGCUCGGCCUGGCCUUGGGUUAUCUAGGAGUACCAUGGCGUCCAGCAAACCUAGCCUCCGAGAGGCCAUGAUGGCCCAGAAGAAGGCUCUGGCUGCCAAGAAUCUGCCAGCAAGACCUGGCUCGGCCAUGGCCCAUAUCUCAUCGCCCGUUCGGACUACAUCGAACACGUCAACCCACUCUACUGCGUCCACGAAACCUACCGCUACAAGGACCCGCCCCGAAUCGACCCUGUCCGUCAACGCCGGAGGCAUGUCGGUGGCUCCCAUGCGGCCAACACGCCGUCGACCAGAAAUGGCGGCUCGUCCCGCGACCGCUGGCCCUUACUCGGUUCGUGAUCGCCCUGGCUUGGACGCUGACAGCCCCGAGAGCGUCAAAUCCAAGCGUGUCACUCCCAAGGCGCCAAAGGCUGUGACUCCCAAGAAGACACUUCCAAAGACUCGCCCCGGCCAUACGUCUCAUGCCAGCGAAUCAAGCAUCCCGUCGCCGACUUUCCCAUCCGCACACAAGCGCAUCGCUUCUCCACGGGGCAGCCCCGUGCUGCUGAAGCAUUCACAAACAUCGCCUGCCUCGGUCAGCAGAGCGGUUCCGGCGCGCAGCAAUAGCGAGUCGAUGCCAGUGCCGAACUUUGCCAGCCUGCAUGUCUCGGCGCCAGAGCAAGCGGAGAAGCUCCAGGAGUCUCCGGGAAUGUUGAGAUCAUCGCCUGCAGCGGCAGUGACUCGGGAAAGCAACUUGGGGACUCAAGUCCAAUCGCCGUCUUGUACACUCAAGGUUUAUGAAGACCCGUUUACGGACGGCGCUCCGUCUGCAACGAAGCCAACUUUCAACGUUCCUGUUCUGGAGGAUAAGCCAGUGAAUGAAGCCGCAGGUAACUUGCCGAAGCCAAAUGGCGAAUCGCUGAUGCCGGAUACGCUAGACUCGCCAGAGAAGACUCGACAAAAUUCCAGGCUGCUGGACAGCGGGAUCACCAAAAUUAAGAACAAGAAUCUCGAAGUCCAUGGCUUUCGAAAGCUGCAAUCUCUCAUCCGCGACAGCAAGACUGUCUUGACAGAUGGGAAGUUCGAGGAUCUAUUAUUGGGGCUUUUCCAAUACCUAGAGGACCCUCUGCCUAGCCUUCCCGCGGAGAAAGUGCAAGACGUCAAGGCCCAGAUCUUGUCCACCAUCAAGCUCUUACUCAAGAAGGAGCGGGACAACUUUCAACCACACGUUUCCAAGGGCCUGGAGUCUCUGCUUGAGACGCGUGGGGCUUGCGAUACACGAGCUCAUGUGGUCAGUGGCCUAGAGCUUUUGGCGGACGAGCUCGUAACCAUCGGAGAUGGUUCUGAAAUUGUAGUUGUUCUCACCAAGAGACUUCAAACAUGUACGGAUGCUACGACAGAGGGGUGUCGUACCCUGAGUAUGGGCCUACAUGUCCUCAAGGAGAUGCUCGAUAAGCGGGCCGAGUUUGUUCCUGUAGACUGGGAACUAGUGCAGUUGACCGACUUGUCAAGUCGUUGUCUGGAGUCUGCCGACUCUGGAGUCCGCAUGGACGCUGUCAAGUUCUGUGUGUCGCUGCACGAUCGUGUGGGCGAUGCUGGAUUCUGGGGCGCAUUCAAGGAUAUAAAGGAGGAUCCGAAAAGUCUUAUUACGUACUAUAUUGUUAAGAAGCAGCGAGAGCAAGGUUCUGUUUCUUAA